Molecule: messenger RNA, 1113 nt
Organism: Spinacia oleracea (spinach)
Lineage: Eukaryota; Viridiplantae; Streptophyta; Magnoliopsida; Caryophyllales; Amaranthaceae
Exons: 8
Coding region: 1-1113 (370 amino acids)
Source: RefSeq, a predicted model, not a curated record
AUGAGGAAGGAUUUGAUGAAAACUUACAAGGACCAAAUCGUGGAAGGAAAUAUACACACAAUAAACAACUUUGACGUUGCCAGAAACAACAAGCUUCAUUGCCCGGUAAAAAAUGACAUGCUUAUCAGAUUCACACCUUUCACCACUGUUUUCCAAGAACAAGAAAAUGCAGCAACGAUCCCGAUGAACCACUUUCAGAUACAUCCAUUAGACCGUUUGCAAGAGAGAAACAACAAAAGUGACUAUGCCAUAGAUGUAGUUGGCUUGCUAAUUGGAGUUCAGGAGGAAACAUGGGUCAAUGUUGGAUUACAAAAAACCCCAAUACGGAGGAUUCAAAUUGAAGAUCAAUGCAACUUCAAGGCCGUAGUUACUCUGUGGGGAGCAAAAGUUGACUUGAUAGACACUGACAUAACAAAGGAUGAAGACAACUUCAAAGUACUCCUCAUCACCUCUACAAAAGUCAGUAUGUAUCAAGGAAACUAUCAGCUGAACUCGAUAAAUGCUACACAAAUACACAUCAACUUGCCGAUUCCAGAAACAGAAGGCUUCAAACAAGGCCCUGAACCGAGAACUCCUAUAAAACAACUGGAGACUAAACCACACGAGUCACUGGAACAAGCCAUGUUCAAGAACAGAAAAAAGAUUCAAGACAUUCUGGAAAUGGAUCCACAAACAAAGGAGAUGUUCACCUGCAGUGCCACAAUCAUGAGCAUUCACCUUGACAAAAAGUGGCAUUACAACUCCUGUGACACAUGUAAGAAAAAGGUAGAUGAAACAUUCUACUGUACCAAUUGCGAGGUUGUGGUCAAAUACCCAAAAACAAGGUAUCUCUUAACGGUUGAUAUAGACGACGAAACUGCAUGUAUCCCAAUGGCAUUGUUCGAUAAGGAGGCUGAAAUAGUCGUUGGAAGUCCAAUACACAAACUCCUUGAACUGCAGAAAAAGGACAAUGGCAAAGAUAAUGUGUUUGAUCGACUACAACAUUGUGUUGGGAAACAAUUUACAUUUAAGGCGAAGCUGAGUACAAGAAGUGAAACAACUGAGCUCAUUUGCCAAAAAACAUUCCAAAUAGACUACCAAUUGGAAAAGUCUUACAAACACCAAGGUCCAUAA